Epinephelus fuscoguttatus (brown-marbled grouper) is the source of this 1020-nucleotide messenger RNA. It is a transcript of the gene mrps18a, whose product is annotated as mitochondrial ribosomal protein S18A. Gene Ontology annotation, molecular function: structural constituent of ribosome; small ribosomal subunit rRNA binding. The transcript is spliced from 6 exons. The coding region runs from base 36 to 662 and encodes 208 amino acids. Gene Ontology annotation, cellular component: ribosome; mitochondrial small ribosomal subunit. The record is from RefSeq and is a predicted model, not a curated record. Gene Ontology annotation, biological process: mitochondrial translation. NCBI's taxonomy places the organism in Eukaryota, Metazoa, Chordata, Actinopteri, Perciformes, Serranidae.
CAGGAAGCGAAGAAGGCGAAGGUCAGGAAUUAAACAUGGCAGCUCGCUGUAUGUUGAGGUCUGUGUGGACCUCGUUUGCAGGCUUAAACUUAGGUGCCACAGCCUCCAAGGUGACGCUCCAACAGAGGAUAAAUGUUCCCCAGCUGUCAGCUUUAACUAUUCAGAGCCGAGGGAUCCGCCAAGUGGUGGUGACGAAGGAGGGUAAAACAACAACGAUUGAAGGAAAAAUACUGGACGUUCCAGCAGCACCAGAGCCUCCAAACCCCGAAGCCAAGUGUCCCAUCUACAGAUGGAACCUGCAGCACAAAUAUAACUACACGGAUGUCUUGUUGCUCAGUCAGUUCAUCAGGUCAGAUGGAGGGAUGUUGCCGAAGAGAGUCACUGGUCUCUGUCCACAGGAGCAUCGCAAAAUUGCCAUCUGUGUUCAGAUGGCUCACAGAGCAGGUCUGCUCCCCGACCACAGACCCAAACUUCCAGAGGGCCACAUCCCAAAGAAGCCCAAACAAAAACUUAACAGAUACUUGACUCGCUGGUCCGUUAACUCUGUGAAACCCAUCUACAAAAAGGGACUAAAGUGGUGUAAGAAGCGCAUUGCUGUUGGUCACCCAAUACUCCAGAGCAAUGUGUGUUACGGUGUCAAACCCUUAAACGUGAAACACUGAAGGACAGGAAGUCUGAUGUAUCAGUGCAGCAGCUGGACAAGAGUGGGCGGAACCUUUCUAUCUGAGGACACACUUUCAGCUGGGUUGUCAUCCCGCUCUGGGAAAAAGGCCUAAAAGCUUCAUCCAUCUGUAUUUAUUCUUCCCUCUUGUUUAUGAAGCUGCGCUCAAUCUUUUAAUGCUCGGCUCCACCCAGAACCAUCUAUCCUGUCCGCUGGUUUUCAAAAAGCCCUUGAAGUGAACUCACUGACAAGCGACUGUGAGUAACAACUGGGUCAGUGUUACAGUUUUCAAAGUAGGUGGUAUAUUGACUGUGUAAACUCAAGGCAACACAGAUGUGCAAAUAAAAUGUGUGUGUUUA